AAACAUACAUAAGUUAUACCACUUUUUAUGCUCAGUCGAGACAUAAUGUAAGACGGUUUUUUUUUGAGGUAAAAACGAGAACGCCUGUUGACAGUUGUAAAAGUAAUUUGGUUCUUUUUUAUUUCACGAAAGAGUGAAAAAGAAAGAUAAACAAGCUGGCAACCAUCUGCCAACGGAUUUUGUUUUUAUAAAAUACGUGAAAUAGUUGUUUGGAUUUGUAGCUGCUAUUUAACAAAUUUUGAUUGAUAUUUAUGUUUAAAAAUGUAUAUAAAAUCAGUAAUUAUUGAUGGUUUUAAAUCUUAUGGAAGGAGAACAGAAAUACAUGGAUUCGAUCCAGAAUUUACUGCUAUUACAGGUUUGAACGGUACCGGCAAAUCAAAUAUUUUAGAUGCUAUUUGUUUUGUUUUGGGAAUAAGUAAUUUGAGUCAAGUACGAGCAACAUCUCUUCAAGAUCUCGUCUUUAAAAGUGGCCAAGCUGGUGUAACAAAAGCAACCGUUACACUAAUAUUUGAUAAUACAGAUAAGGAUCAAUGUCCAUUAGGUUAUGAGAAAUGUCUCGAAAUAUCUGUUACAAGACAAAUCGUAGUUGGCGGGAAGAACAAGUACUUAAUUAAUGGAAAAAAUGUUCAGAAUAAAAAGGUUGCAGAUCUCUUCUGUUCUGUACAACUUAAUGUGAAUAAUCCCAGUUUCCUAAUAAUGCAGGGACGAAUCACAAAAGUUUUAAAUAUGAAGCCACAAGAAACACUUUCAAUGAUAGAAGAAGCUGCUGGAACAAGUAUGUAUGAAAGCAAAAAAGUUGAAACUACGAGACUAAUAGAAAAAAAAGAUGUAAAAGUAAGGGAAACAGACACUUUAUUGAAAGAAGAAGUGGAACCUCGAUUAGAAAAAUUAAGAACAGAGACAGCAGCUUAUCAGGAAUUUCAGAAAAUCACAAGAGACAUUGAAUAUUUAACACGGAUUCAUAUUUCCUUUAAAUAUCUUAAAUGUAAGGAAGCGUUACAAGAAACUGAGAAAAACAUUCAAAAGAUAGACAAUCAUAUAACAAAUUGCAAAUUAAAAAUAACGGAAAAUCAAUCUGAAAUUAAAAAAUGCGAAGAAAUAGCUGAGAUAAUUCAACACAAAAUCGAUAACGAAAGUGGAGGAGAAUUAGCUGUUCUAGAGGAAAAACUUUCUAGUAAAUCGUCUCAAGAAGCAAAAUCUAAUGGUGAAAUAAAAGCAUUACAGGCAAAUAUUGAUCAAGAAAAUAAAAAAGUCAAAGCUUUAAAAAAAAGUAUUGAAGAUGAUAAUGAUGCUUUAAUCAAAACCAUGAGUAAAAUGGAAAAAGUUAAAGAUCUUUUUCAAAGUUUGAAAGAUGCAGAUGAAAAAGAUUCAAAAAUUUAUGAAGAGUCUCAAAAAAAAUUCGAAGCACUUACACAAGGUUUAUCAACAAAUGAGGAAGGCGAAGCUAGUUCUUUGCAAGAUCAAUUAAUAAACGCAAAAAAACAAGUAAGUGAAGCUCAAACAGCAAUAAAAACUUCUGAAAUGGAAUUGAAACAUACAAAACAAAUAUUAAAGCAGAAACAAAGUGAAACUCAAGUGAACGAUGCUGCUUAUUUGAAGGACAAAAAAUUACUCAACCAAAUUGAAAAUGAUCUUGAGCGAAUAAGUGCUGAUAUGUCAAAAUUAAACUAUCAAGAUGGAUUUCUAGAAAAUUUGGAAGAAAAAAGUGACGCUGUUAGUCAGGAAAUAAGAAAUUUGAAACAACAGCUAGAUAGGAAAAAUGCAUACCAGUAUGAGCUGCAAUACCGUGAUCCAGAGCCAAAUUUCGAUAGAAAUAAAGUUCGUGGAAUGGUUGGAAAACUUUUUAAAGUUAAAGAUAGUACAAAUAAUUUAGCAUUGCAAAUAACUUCUGGAGGAAUGUUAAGAAAUUUCGUAACUGAUGAUGAUAUAACGAGUAAAAAAAUAUUGGAGAAAGGUCAACUUCAACAUAGAGUUGUUUUUAUCCCCAUCAAUAAAAUUACGUCCUAUGUAAUAGAUCCGGCAACAGUACAAUUUGCUCAAAAUUUAGUUGGCAAACAAAAUGUAGAAUCUGCACUUAAUUUAAUUCAGUACGACAAACGAUAUGAUCCAGUAAUGAAAUAUGUUUUUGGAAGCACAUUAAUUUGCAAAGACAUGAACAUAGCAAAAAAGGUAACAUAUCAUAAAAACAUUAUGUGUAGAACUGUUACCCUUGAAGGAGAUAUUUGCGAUCCUGAGGGUACUCUUUCUGGUGGAUCACGUCCAAAAGGUCCAAAUUUAAUUCAAGAAAUGGCAGACAUUCGUUUUAUUGAGGAAAAUUUGGUGACAAAAGAGCAAGAACUUAAGGAAAUACAAAGAGAAAUGGCGCAAGUUCAAAAACUGGCUAAAUUUUAUAAUAAUUUGAAACGAACUUUUGAAUUGAGGCAACAUGAGUUGAACGCUUGUAAAGAUAGACUGGCGCAGACAAGUUUUCAACAGCAUCAACGCGAAAUUGACGAAUUAACAGAAAAAUCAAGUGCUUUAGAAAAUGCGUUAAGCACAGCUCAAGAAAAGUUAAAAACCCAGUCUAUUAAAGCUAAAGAAAUUGAAGCAAAAUUAAAAGAUGCUAAAGGUUUUCGUGAGAGAGAAUUGAAAGCUGCUUCAGAUGCAUUAAAAGCGGCAAAAAAGCAAAGUGAGGAAAGUAAAGCCAAGUGGAAAAAACAUGAAGAAGAGUUUGAAACACUGCAAUUAGAAAUACAAGAAAUUAAGAAAAGUAAAGAAAAUUCGGAACAUUCUUUAGAAAAAAUGGAACAAAAUUUACAAAAAUUACAGGAUGAAAUUGCGACACUUAAAAGUAAUUCAAAAGGAGUUGAGAAUGAAGUAGCAGAUUUAAAAAGUCAGAUAAAAGAACAAAAAGACAAAAUUAACUCGCAAAAUAGAGAAUUAAGGCAAAACUUGGCAAAAAAAGAUAAAAUGAUAAAACAAAUUCAAGAGUUUCAACUUGAAAUAAAAAAGAAGGAAAAUGAAAUGACUAAAGUUAAAAAUGAUAACAAGGAUGGCUUCAACAAAGUUACUGACUUAGAAAAAAAAUAUGGUUGGAUAGUUGAAGAUCGUGACUUUUUCGGUGUAAAAAACACACGAUAUGAUUAUGCAAGAGAAGAUCCAGUUGAAGCUGGUAAAAAGCUGCAGAAAUCAAAAGAAUUAAAAGAAAAAAUGGAAAGAAAUAUUAAUUUAAAAGCUAUCAUAUCGUUGCAACGUGAAGAAGAGCAAUAUAAAGAAACGAUGAGAAGAAAAAAAAUUGUCGAGCAAGACAAAGAAAAAAUUAAGAAUAUUAUCCACAAAAUGGAUGAACAGAAAAAAGAAAAAAUUGAAAAAGCUUGGAAGGAGGUAAACACAAACUUUAGCGGUAUAUUUAGCACUUUAUUACCGGGAGCCCAGGCUGAAUUAAGAGCAACUUUAAAUAAUAAUACUAUAACUGGUUUAGAAAUCAAAGUUGGGUUUAAUAAUGUUUGGAAAGAAUCUCUUGGUGAGUUGAGUGGGGGCCAAAGAUCUCUUGUAGCUUUGUCCUUAACACUAGCGAUGCUUAAGUUUUCGCCUGCUCCAUUGUACAUUUUAGACGAAGUUGACGCGGCAUUAGAUAUGUCUCAUACUCAAAAUAUUGGAAAUAUGUUUAAAACGUAUUUCAGGGACUCACAGUUUAUUGUUGUGUCACUAAAAGAUGGAAUGUUUAAUAACGCAAAUGUUCUAUUUCGAACUAGAUUUGAAGAAGGCGUAUCAGCUGUAUCAAGAACUGUUAAUAAAUCCAGAAAAUAGUUUUCGAUAUAAAAGAGGUCGUCUUGAAAGUCUUGAUUGAAUGUUACUUUUAUACAUAAAUUUCAAGGAAGUUGCUCUCUAAAUUUAAAUAAUGAAAUAAAUUGUAUU
Condylostylus longicornis is the source of this 3897-nucleotide messenger RNA. It is a transcript of the gene SMC2, whose product is annotated as structural maintenance of chromosomes protein 2. The record is from RefSeq and is a predicted model, not a curated record. Gene Ontology annotation, cellular component: chromosome. Bases 262 to 3789 code for a protein of 1175 amino acids. The transcript is spliced from 9 exons. Gene Ontology annotation, molecular function: ATP binding; ATP hydrolysis activity; protein binding. Gene Ontology annotation, biological process: chromosome organization. NCBI's taxonomy places the organism in Eukaryota, Metazoa, Arthropoda, Insecta, Diptera, Dolichopodidae.